This is a messenger RNA of Tetrahymena thermophila SB210, 1110 nucleotides long. RefSeq names its product ferrochelatase. The record is from RefSeq and is a predicted model, not a curated record. The transcript is spliced from 3 exons. Gene Ontology annotation, biological process: heme biosynthetic process. NCBI's taxonomy places the organism in Eukaryota, Ciliophora, Oligohymenophorea, Hymenostomatida, Tetrahymenidae. Gene Ontology annotation, molecular function: protoporphyrin ferrochelatase activity.
AUGCUUAGUUAGAUAUUCAGUAGAACUUUUUCAUCUAGCAAAUAACAAGCUAAAACAGCUGUUUUUAUGCUUAAUUUAGGUGGACCUAAUAGCUUAGAAGAAGUAUCUCCAUUUUUAGAGAGAUUCUUCGCAGACUCUACAGUCAUCAGAAUACCUUUUGGUUUAGGACCUAAGAUUGGUAAGCUACGUGGUCCUGCCAAAGUUACCAAGUAGUAUGAAGCUAUUGGAGGAAGAAGCCCUAUUCAAGAUUGGACAAGAAAAUAAGGUGAAAAAAUGGUUGAAAAAUUAGAUUAAAUUUCACCAGACACAGCUCCUCAUAUUUAUUUUCCAGCAUUCAGAUAUGGACUUCCUCUUUACACUGAAUCUAUUAAAGAAUGUAUUGAAAAGAAUCCAACUGUAGAAAAAUUUGUAUUUUUUUCAUAGUAUCCUUAAUAUUCUUGCACUACAGCUGGAAAUAACAUUAGAGAAGCAUUAAAACAUUUAAAGGAGCAGUAUAAAAACCAUGGAAAAACCAUCCAUGUGAUUGAUAGAUGGUAUAAUCAUCCUGGUUAUGUUAAAACAAUUUCUAGAUUGCUCUCAGAAGACCUUAAAAAUAACUUUAAAGAGGAAGAUAGAGAUAAUGUAUUAAUAUUAUUUUCUGCUCACAGUCUCCCAUUUGAUUUUGUUAAGCAAGGUGAUACAUAUCCAUAUGAAAUAGGAACUACUGCAAAUUUAGUAAUUUAAGAAGCUAAAUUGAAGAACCCACACAGAGUUGUUUGGCAAAGUAAAGUUGGUUUCUAACAAUGGUUAGCACCAAACACUAUGCAUGCAUUAGAAUAGGCUUCUAAUUAAGGUUGGAAAAAUGUUAUCUUAGUUCCUCUAGGUUUCACUAGUGAUCACUUAGAAACACUCUAUGAAUUAGAUUUAGAAUAUAUCAAGGAAAGUUAGGAAAAAUUAAAGUUUAAUAAAAUAAUAAGAGCAAGAAGUUUAAAUGAUGAUCAAUAAUUUUGUGAUUCCUUAGCAGAUAUUGUUUCUUAGAAUUUAAAAACUGAUGCUUAUAAAUCUCCAAAUUUAAAACUAAGAUGCCCUGAUUGCAAAAUACCUGAAUGCAACUUACUAAGUGCAGUUUGA